AUGGAGGCGGCGGGGCCUCGGCCGGUGCUGGGCCUGCUGCUGCGGCGGGAGUACCUGCGGCACAAGAACUCCCGCGUCCGCGAGGAGGUGGUCAACGUCUGCAUCGUGGCCCUCCUCACUUACCCGGGCGAGGAGCUGGACUUGGCCGAGCUGGCCUUCGGGCUGGCUCCGGCGCUGGUGGACGGCAAGCGCAGGGUCCGGCACGCCGCCCUGGAAGCGUUCGCCGUCUUGGCGUCUUCCAUGGGCCCGGGUGAGACCGCCCCGCUCUUCAAGGCGGUGGACGCUGUGGAGCUUGAGGAGAACGGGGAUGGGGUGAUGCACGCGGUGCAGGCCAGGCUGGCCAGGAAGACCUUGCCCAAGCUGGUGGACCAAGGCUUUGUGGAGUACGCCGUGCCCUUGCCGUCAUCUGGCCAUAGCAGGGGGGGCUGUGUGCCCCCCGGCGCGGACACGGACUGGUUGCUGAUGGGCAGCAGGACGCGGAGCGCUCACAGCUGCUGCGGGUGUCACGCGGCGGAUGGUGCUCCGCAAAGCUGCAGCUCGCGCGGGGCGAACGCCAGUCGAGGAGCCAGUCCGAGAAGAGUCUUGAGUGCGGGCAAAGGGAAGAACAAGCUGCCCUGGGAGAACGAGCGUGCUGGAGACGGGGAAGGUGGCGCGGGGGUCAGGAUGCCUUUCGCAAAGGGUGUGGAGCAGUUCUCUGCAUCCAGUGAUUUUCUUCACUCUCCAAAGUUAAGGCCCUCUCAAGGAGUACCGGUCAUCGAUGAGUUAUUUUUUAGUAGAAAAAGAGCUUCAAGGAAUUUAUUUCAGAAUAGUAUAGAUUUGAACUCGGAGCAUUCUUCUGUUUGUGCUGCAGGUGCGAUGGGCUCUCACCAGCCACAGAUUUCAGGGAAAUGUGGAACUCUUGGAUACACACAGACCCGUGGGAGGAGCGGUAGCGUGGACUCCGAUUUACAAUUUUUAGGAUUAAAUAACUGUCAGCAGGACAAAGUUUGUGCCAGCCUAAAUUUUUCUGGCAAGACCCCGAGAAGUUUUUGCAAUCAAGCAGAGCAUACGGCGGCCUGGCAAGGUCUGAGUGCAAGCCAGGGCACCUUCAUUCUGCCGUCCUACCCGCUGUCAUCACCCAGGAGCAGCCCAAAGCACGUCUCCCCUCCCGCUGGCUCCCCAAAGAAGUCGCAGGAUAAUACCAGGAACUUCUCCAACUCCUGGCCUCUGAAAAGCUUUGAAGGACUGCCUAAGCCUGGUUCACAGAAGCAGUUUCUCGGUCGGAUGUCAGGAGACAAUACAGGUAGGAGUCAUAGGGAGGAUCUGCAGGAGAAGCAUUCUGCUCUGCAGCUGAAGCCCACCCUGGUGCGACACCCAGCCUCCCGCAGGGGCCUGAACGGGGCCAGACCCGUCCCCCCCAUAGCCCGCCUCGCGAGCCCGCUGCCCGGCAGGGCGGAGUUCAAUGUCACAAAGUGGAGAAGCGAAGAGAGCGAGGACGUGUGGCUGGGUGAAGUGGAUGGGAAGCUUGCGGCGGAUCUGUCGGAGCUAAAUGUUGAUGGCGAGGAGGUGGACCGAGAAGAGAUGCAGAAUUCACUCCGCUCUCUACGAAACAGCGCAGCUAAGAAGAGGGCAAAGCUAAGCGGCAACAUUUCAGAUCUUGAAAGUCCCGAUUCUGGCCUUAAACUUGCUCUGUCUGCGGACGCGUCCUCCCCGAGCGCGAGCUCCUACGGCGAGAGCGGAGUGUGCAGCCAGGAGUCUCUGACCUCUCCUGUGUCCACAGUCCCCCCGAGAAGGAGAAGAACGUCUGACUCUUUUCCACUACUUGGCAGCAAAUCACAGCCUGCAAGGAUACCUUCGGCAAGAAAGAGAGACCCAGAUGUGGCUGAACAUAACUCCAGCGCAGAGUCAGCGUGUACUUUUCCACAGAUGAACAAUCUGGAUUUCAUUUCGCCAAGUGUCCUGCCUGAAGAUGCAGUUGCAAUUUUUGGUAAAGGUGCGUUUGGAAGUCCACCUUCUGCAGGAACAUGCAGCCAGGCCGUAGCGUGCGCAGCGAGUGGAGAUGAGCAGGCGGUCAAAGAGGAGCCAGAGCCGUCAUCGGGGAUCUGUGGGAGAAGCACCCAGCAGGACAGCGCUUCUCAUCUCCAGGUUGAAAAUGAAAGCAAGAUAAAAGUUGCCAUGUCAAAAUCUGCCCAGGAUAAGAUGAGGCGGAAGAAAAAAGAAGAAAAAGAACGCAGUCAUAAAGAACAUCAGGAGGUCAGAGACCUCGAAGAAAAGGAAGAAAACCCUUGGGCAAGACUUCAGCUGAAUGAACUAGAGAAAAUAACAACAGAAAAUGAAAUUUCUCUUGGGGCACUAGGGCGCUACAAAGACCGGACGCCAUCAGUCACUCUCAGCCCAGAAAUAAUGGACCCAUCAGAAGUGCAGCCCUUCACAAAACCAGACACGGCCCUGGCAGAAGCCUUGACGCUUCUGGCUGAUGAUGACUGGGAGAAGAAAAUUGAAGGUCUGAACUGUGUUAGAUGUUUGUCUGCCUACCAUGCGACUGUUCUGACUGCGAAGCUGCACGAAACGAGUUUGGCUGUGGCACAAGAGGUCAAGAAUUUACGCUCAGGUGUUUCUCGAGCUGCUGUGGUCUGUUUAGGGGAUUUGUUCACCUACCUGAAAAAGAGCAUGGAUCAAGAACUAGAUAAUACAGUAAAGGUCCUUUUGCACAAAGCUGGUGAAUCCAACACAUUUAUAAGGGAAGAGGUAGACAAAGCACUGAAGGCUAUGGUUAAUAAUGUGACUCCAGCACGUGCACUUUGUUCUCUUAUAAAUGGAGGGCAAAGGUAUUACGGCCGAAAGAUGCUCUUCAGUGUGAUGACUCAUCCGGACUUUGACAAAACGCUUGAAAAGUAUGUGCCGACCAAGGAUUUGCCUUACAUUAAGGAACUGGUUAGCAAUCUACAUGAAAAGGGUUUGGGGGAGAUGCCGUUAGAUACGCCCUCAGCGAAAGGGAGACGUUCCCAUACUAGUGGUGCUGGACAUUCGAGGUCGUCAUCUACUUCCAGAGAUGCUCUCAACACCACUGACAGAGAGACUACAGAAGCCCGUGAAGUCACAAGAAAAACAGCACCUCGUAAUUCACUAGAAAGUGAAGAAUAUGUUAAAGACAUGAUAGGUUUAUUGAAUGCAAAAGACUUCCGUGAUCGAAUAAGUGGCAUUAAGCAGCUGUUAUCAGAUACAGAGAACAAUCAAGGCUUUGUUGUUGCAAACAUAGUGAAGAUCUUCGAUGCUUUCAAGUCUCGCUUACAUGACUCAAACAGUAAAGUAAAUCAGGUUGCUUUGGAGACCAUGCACAAGAUGAUUCCAUUGCUGAAAGACAAUUUAUCGCCUGUGAUCAACAUGUUAAUUCCUGCCUUGGUAGACAACAACCUGAACUCCAAAAAUCCAGGGAUUUAUGCAGCUGCUACUAACGUUAUUCAGGCUCUGUGUCAACAUUUAGACAACUACUUGCUUCUCCAGCCGUUCUGCACAAAAGCCCAGUUUCUGAAUGGAAAAGCAAAACAAGACAUGACAGAGAAGCUUGCUGAUCUGGUUACGGAGCUGUACCCCCGGAGGCCUGGUGCUGUGGAGCAAAAAGCUCUCGUCGUCCUCUGGCACCUGCUGGGAGCCGUGACCAGCUCGGGCCCCCUGCCCGGAACAGAAGAGCUGUAG
Messenger RNA from Opisthocomus hoazin, 3675 nucleotides. The record is from RefSeq and is a predicted model, not a curated record. Lineage: Eukaryota; Metazoa; Chordata; Aves; Opisthocomiformes; Opisthocomidae.